Messenger RNA from Cadophora gregata, 651 nucleotides. RefSeq lists its product as uncharacterized. The transcript has 3 exons. NCBI's taxonomy places the organism in Eukaryota, Fungi, Ascomycota, Leotiomycetes, Helotiales, Ploettnerulaceae. The coding region runs from base 1 to 651 and encodes 216 amino acids. The record is from RefSeq and is a predicted model, not a curated record.
AUGUCGACUCAGGAAGAAUCAGCAGCCCACGGGACAGAUGUCGAAGCCGGUACCGAGCAAGGAAACCGUCUGAAGGACUUCUAUGCGAAUCCUUGGACUCAGAUCUUAUUGAUAAGCGUAAUAUGCUUCUGCUGCCCUGGCAUGUACAAUGCUUUGGGUGGACUUGGAGGUAGUGGACAAGUUGAUCCUACAGUUGCCGCCAACGCGACAGUUGCUCUCCUUUCUGCCACGGCUGCAACUGCUUUGAUCGUUGCAGGACCGUUCUUCUCUCUUGUCGGACCUCGCUUGUGUUUUCUCCUCGGUGGAUGGACAUAUGCUCUCUACAGUGGGAGUCUGUUGAACUUCAACCAUCAUGCAAAUGGGGCUUUCGUUAUUGUCUCGGGGGCUAUUCUGGGUAUUGGUGCAUCCAUGCUUUGGGUUGUGCAAGGAGCCAUUAUGACUACUUACGUCAAAGAAUCACAGAAGGGUCUCGCUAUCGCUGUCUUCUGGAUCAUAUUCAAUCUUGGAGGGGGAGUAGGUUCACUCGCGUCCUUUGGCUUGAACUUCCACUCCAAGAAAGGCACUAUCUCUGACUCAACUUACAUUGCCUUGAUGGUGAUCAUGCUCGUUGGAUGGGUCCUCGGAAUCUUCAUCUGCUCCCUUCGAGAAUAA